Pelobates fuscus (common spadefoot toad) is the source of this 2258-nucleotide messenger RNA. RefSeq names its product tRNA methyltransferase 1 like (gene TRMT1L). The transcript is spliced from 17 exons. Gene Ontology annotation, biological process: tRNA N2-guanine methylation. Gene Ontology annotation, cellular component: nucleus. Gene Ontology annotation, molecular function: tRNA (guanine(10)-N2)-methyltransferase activity; RNA binding. The record is from RefSeq and is a predicted model, not a curated record. NCBI's taxonomy places the organism in Eukaryota, Metazoa, Chordata, Amphibia, Anura, Pelobatidae. Bases 85 to 2241 code for a protein of 718 amino acids.
GCGCCUGCUCUGCGAUCUCACGAAGUAGUUCCGGUGGGGUCCUGGAAUCCAGGCGCGCGGGUCUAGCUGCGUUGUGUGAAUGUGAUGGAGCCUUUAACGGGCGAGGGUAAGCCGUUAGCGGCGGAUAAAGACGGUGAGAAUGAACCUACAAUAACCAAAGACCCUUUAUUAAAACAAGAUAUGGGUGCCUUAAAUGAAGAACAAGCAACUGAUACUGAAGAGCACGCAAAGAGUGAACCAUUAUGCAACAGAGAUGUGGUACGAGAAGUGGAUCUAAUCAAUGUAAAUCCAGUACUAGAUACCCAGGAAAAUCCAUUGGGUCUGGUGGUCGAUGGAAAACACAUUUCCAUACAGAAAGACUUGUCCGAUCUGGAGACAUUAGCUGGCCAGGGUAUAGGUGACAAAAAACAAUGCCCUCUAUGUCCAGAGGAAAGAUUCAGACCCUGCCAAAUCCACAAACUUCUUAAACAUCUGCAAAAUUUUCACUGGAAAGUGUCUGUUGAAUUUGAAGGAUACAGAAUGUGUAUAUGUUGUUUGCCGUGUCUGCAUCGGAAUGCAUCUCAAAGUGGGGGUGAGGUGCCCAGUAAGAUAGUGGUUCAUUAUCACUGUAUCAUCUGCUCUGCAACAGUUGCUAAAAGAAGAUGCGAAAUGUUAAGUCACAUUAAGCGACACAUCAACAAAGGAGAGACAGAAGUUAAAUUAUCUGCUCCCACAUGCAGAAUGCAAGAAAUAUUACAUGAGUCAAACACUGAUGUCCAGGUUCUUCCAAAUUUCAAUACCCCACAUAAGUCGGGAACCUUUUUUAAUCCAAAAAUGAAAAUCAACAGGCAGCUCAUAUUCUGUGCCCUUGCGGUACUUGUGGAAGAGAGAAGUCCAUUGGAAUGCCUGGAUGCAUUUGGAUCCACAGGUGUCAUGGGACUACAAUGGGCAAAGCACCUUGGGACGUCUGUGAAGGUCACAAUUAAUGAUAUCAGUGAACAAUCUGUAGCAAUGAUCCGUGAGAAUUGUGCUCUUAAUAAGAUGAAAGUGUUGGAGAAGAAAGGAGAGGAGGAGUCUGAAUUAUUAGAAGAGGGAGAGGAAUAUGUGCGGAGUGUAGAGGUUACCCAAGUAGAUGCUAAUGUCUUGAUGCAUCUGCGAUCGUUCGAUUUCAUACACCUGGACCCUUUUGGAACAUCUGUGAAUUACCUAGAUGCAGCUUUUCGAAAUGUCAGGAACAUGGGUAUCAUAUCUGUGACCUCAACAGACACCGGAUCUUUAUAUGCAAAGUCUUUACAUGUGGCAAAGCGUCACUAUGGGUGCAAUAUCAUUAGGACCGAAUAUUUCAAAGAGUUGGCUGCUAGAAUUGUUAUAUGUUCAAUUGCCAGAGCAGCAGCUCGUUGUAACAAAGGGAUUGAGGUCCUGCUGUCGGUGGCCUUGGAACAUUUUGUCCUAGUGGUGGUGCGUGUGGUGAGAGGACCCACCCAAGCUGAUGAAAGUAUAAAGAAGAUAAAUAUGCUUAUUCACUGUCAUUGGUGUGAAGAAAGGAUCUUUCAGAAAGAAGGAAAUAUGGUUGAAGAGAAUUCUUAUAAGCAGCUUCCUUGUGACUGCCAUAAAAGUAUGCCAGGAAGAUCUGCUGUUAACCUUGGUCCGAUGUGGUCUGGAUCUCUGUUCAAUACUGGAUUCCUAAGACGAAUGCUGUUUGAGUCUGUGCAGCAUGGAGCUGAAGACAUCCAACCAUUAUUAAAGACCCUAAUCUGUGAAGCUGAAUGUACAACUUUAAAACAAUUCUCCAUUAACUCGAACCCCAGCAGUCAGGAAGAAAGUGGAGUAUUUAUCAAAGUUGAAGAUACAAGAGAAGGUUCUGCAAACCCAGGUAGUAAAAGAAAACUGGAUUUAAAUCAAAUUGCAACUAAACGUUUCAAGAGUGAGACAACCCGCAAUGAGCAUCCUCCAUUUUACUACAGCAUUCACAGACAUACCAUUGGGGGGUUAAACAUACCAAAGUUGAACAGGAUAUUGCAGUAUCUAUCAGAAGCUGGUUUCCUGGUGAGCCGGACACAUUUUGAUCCUACAGGAAUCCGAACAGAUGCACCGUUGGCGACAUUAACCUCCAUUCUUAAGAAAAACAGCACCUUGUCCACUACCUCUCAAUCAAGCAGCCACCAAGAAACAAGCGUCAAACAGGAAAAGACAGACCUGGAAGAGACAGAGUCUGUUACUGAAAAUUCUAAUGCUGUGAAUAAAUGUGAAACAGAAAAAUAAAAUCUUACUUUACCAUG